AUGGAUGAGGACUCAUCGCCGGUAUGCAGCCCGACGUUGGACGCAGACCCUCCCAAACGACCAGCACCCAGCUCAGGCUCCGAGGCUGCUCCAAGGCCCAAGCGUGGAAAAUACACCUCUGUUGCUUGCAACGAGUGUAAAAAGAAAAAACUGAAAUGCAUUCCGGUAGACGCCUCAAAUUGCGAGCGAUGCAUAGCCAGUGGCGUCGAAUGCGUGUUUGCAGCUGCGCCGCAGCAAAGCAACAAGAAGAAGGACGAAAGCCAUCAGAUUCAAGCUCUUGGUGAUGAAUUGGCAAAACUACGACAACAAGUCAAUGAUCUCUCCUCAAUAGUUGACGAGUUGAAACACCAGUCAUCUGGAGCUCGAAUCACAACUACUAGCCAGCUGGAUGCGCUACUAGCUCAAUCACCUUCGAAUACAUCCAAGGACAAUGUACCGAAACACCCCCAGUUCGUGGGACCGACGCGACCAUCGUACGGGCUUGUCAUCGCUGAGCGCUCACUUACACGCAUGGGAAUACCUGCUUCCCCGUCCCCAUCUCCUAGCGGCGCGCCGUCACCAAUAGAGCCCGAACAAGCGGAAACAACUGAUCUGGAAUUCUGGGCUCAGUGCUCCCCUGACGAGAUGGCCAGGUUGCUGGCCGUCUUUGAGGAAGAGGUCGAGUCCGUGUAUCCCUUCAUCGACAUACUCGAGCUCGCUUCGAAAUCAGAGCAGCUUCUAGGAGUCAUUCGUGAUCCGGCAUCACUUGAUGACAUUCCCAAGAAUGCCCUUGAACCACCAUUGACUGCCACCGACGUGGAAUUGGCCAAACUUGCUGUAGCCACUGGAAUUGCGAUUGAAGCCCAUGGCAAAAACGACCUUUGUACAGCAAUCUCUGGCUCCGUUGAGGCUCGAGCGGCGAGGAUUUCCAGAAGUGAGGUAGAUCUCAAGGGUAUACAGUUGCUCAUGAUGCUGAGCAUAUACUACUUCCACUGCGACGAUGAGUUACUAGCAUGGAGGACAAUCGGCAUUGCAGCCCGCGAGGCUCUUGAAAUGGGGCUUCACCGACGAAAAAGUCUUGUAGACAACUUUCCAGAUGCAAAAUCACGCCAUGAAGCACUAAGAGUCUUUUGGUGCUGCUAUGUACUCGAUCGACGAUGGAGUUUCGGCACAAGUCUGUCCUUCGCACUGGCGGACAGGGACAUAGAUCCCGCGCUCCUAGAACCGGACAUUGAUUCAUCGUAUCUGAAAUGUAUGGUUGGGUAUGCCCGGCUGUGCUCAAAACUAUGGGACGCAAUACCUCCUUUUGGUGCCUCGUGCCAGUCGAUACCCUCCGACGUGGUGAAUGAUUUGGACUCUAGCACUCAAACAUGGCUAGAAUCCAUCCCACCCCAUCUUCAGAUGCGACAUCCAAGGGCGUUUUAUUCCACCCGCUCGCAACCUAGGGUCCUUCACAGACUUCGAGCGCUUCUCUACCUUCGCGGCAACCUUACCAGAAUAUCUAUAUACCAACACCAUCUCAUGAGUGCGGCUACUAUCAGAGCUGAUCUGCCGCGUGCAAAAAUUGCCGUCGACUUGGCUCAAGACACGGUCCAAGUUCUUGUCCACCUGAAUGCCACGUCGGAUAUCUAUUCUCGACAGCAAAAUGCUUUCAAUUACUUUCUGCUGAGUGCAUUUGCAGUGAUCUCACUGGCCAUAUGCCACGCGCCGAAUCUGUUCGCUGCAGGAUGUACACAGAGCUUCAUCGACGCCAUUGGGCUAGUAAGGGGGUUUAGUCGCCACAGUAUUGCAAGCCGACGAUUGUGGAAGAGCAUUCGAGGCCUGCUGCCGCGGCUGAAAAGUCUUGGUGUCCAAGACUGCGAUGCUCAACCUCGAGACAUGGCUUUGACAUCGCAAAGACGCAGCCCUUCUUCGCCAUUUGAACCGACAAACCUGAGUGGUCAUGGACAACCCUACAGCCGUAUUGGGCAAACUGUUCGCUAUCAAGACAACUGGGCCAUCAAUCGCCAAGAACUCAGCGGUCAGGUCGAAAACCAAGGGUUUGGCAGUGAGCUCCCUGGUGUGACGGAAUUGAGUAAUGAUAUUAUGAACCUCUUUGAUACGCUUGGCCAAGGAAAUCAGUUCCAGGACGAGAUUGAUCCUGGGAUAUACAAUGCAUUGGAUGUUGAUUUCGGUAGUCAAGACGGGCUGGGUAUUUCCCGCCGCUUUCUGCAGGGGCUGAUGUAA
Pochonia chlamydosporia 170 is the source of this 2205-nucleotide messenger RNA. Its product is annotated as fungal specific transcription factor domain-containing protein. Gene Ontology annotation, cellular component: nucleus. Lineage: Eukaryota; Fungi; Ascomycota; Sordariomycetes; Hypocreales; Clavicipitaceae. The record is from RefSeq and is a predicted model, not a curated record. Gene Ontology annotation, biological process: positive regulation of transcription from RNA polymerase II promoter by galactose; DNA-templated transcription. Gene Ontology annotation, molecular function: zinc ion binding; RNA polymerase II cis-regulatory region sequence-specific DNA binding; DNA-binding transcription factor activity, RNA polymerase II-specific. The transcript has 5 exons. The coding region runs from base 1 to 2205 and encodes 734 amino acids.